Messenger RNA from Blastocystis hominis, 777 nucleotides. RefSeq lists its product as hypothetical. The coding region runs from base 1 to 777 and encodes 258 amino acids. Gene Ontology annotation, molecular function: DNA polymerase processivity factor activity; DNA binding. The record is from RefSeq and is a predicted model, not a curated record. Gene Ontology annotation, biological process: mismatch repair; leading strand elongation; regulation of DNA replication. NCBI's taxonomy places the organism in Eukaryota, Bigyra, Opalinata, Blastocystidae. The transcript has 2 exons. Gene Ontology annotation, cellular component: PCNA complex.
AUGUUCGAAGCAAGACUUGCCCAAGGAAACAUUUUGAAGCUAAUAAUCGAUGCAAUGAAGGAUUUAGUAUCGGAUGCGAACUUUGAAUGUUCGGAUAACGAGAUAGCUGUUCAAGCAAUGGAUUCGUCUCAUGUAUCGCUGAUAACGCUUUGUCUACGUAAGGAGGGCUUCACUCAUUAUCGUUGUGACCAAACACUAACAAUGGGACUUCGAAUGAGCUCAAUAGCUAAAAUAUUGAAGUGUGCUGACGGAGGGGAUAUGAUAUCACUGAAAGCUGAAGAUGAAGGUGACACUUUGAUUUUGGAAUUUGAGAACGAGAAUGCUGAUCGUAUAAGCAAUUUUGAAUUGAAAUUGAUCGAUUUGGACGCAGAGCAUUUGGAUAUUCCUGAAGAAGAAAGUCAAUCUGUGAUAAGUAUGAAUUCGAGUGAAUUCCAACGUUUGUGUCGCGAUUUGGGUACACUUGGAGAUUCUUGUUGUAUCAGUGUAACGAAAGAAGGAGUUCGUUUCAGUGUUGAUGGUGAUAUUGGUAAAGGAAGUGUGACGCUUCGUCAAGGUGAAAGUAUGGAAGGUAAGAACGGUGUUUCGAUCGACAUGAAAGAAGCAAUCGAACAAAAGUUUGCUCUUCGUUAUUUGAUAAUGUUUACGAAAGCGAGUUCGUUAUCUGAGCGUGUGAAGCUUACAUUAACAAACGAAAUGCCAUUGAAAGUGGAAUACACGAUCGAAGGUUUAGGUAAUCUCUGUUUCUAUUUGGCUCCUAAAAUGGAUGGAGACAAUUAG